Molecule: messenger RNA, 2313 nt
Organism: Sesamum indicum (sesame)
Lineage: Eukaryota; Viridiplantae; Streptophyta; Magnoliopsida; Lamiales; Pedaliaceae
Product: polyadenylate-binding protein 3
Molecular function (GO): RNA binding
Source: RefSeq, a predicted model, not a curated record
AUCACUCAGAUUCUCAGAGAGGGAUAGAGAUACACAUUGUGUGCGUAUAUAGCGAUAGAUAUAAGGAUUAUAUACGUAUAUAACUAUACGUAUUUUUCUACAUUACUACUUCCAAUUAUUGAUCUUGAUUGUUUGAUUGAGUUAUUUUUCGGAUUCACAUGGCGGCGAUGGCGGUUCCCCCAGUGGCGAUGCAGGCGCAGUCGGUUGGGAGUUUGGUGGCAGCCGUUCCGCCUCUGAAUCAGGGUGCAGUGGUUGGAGGAGGAGCGGCGGGGGUAAUGUUCCCGAACUCGGCGCUGUAUGUAGGUGAUCUGGAGGCGACGGUGGAUGAGAACAAACUGUAUGAUCUGUUUAGUCAGGUGGCGCCGGUGGUUUCCGUUAGGGUUUGCAGGGAUCAGACUCGUCGUUCCUCGCUCGGAUACGGCUAUGUCAAUUUUAACACUCCUAUGGAAGCUUCUAAUGCGAGGGAUGUUUUGAACUUUACCCCUGUCAAUGGAAAGCCUAUAAGGAUUAUGUUUUCUCAUAGAGAUCCUAGCCUCAGGAAAAGUGGAUAUGCUAAUCUGUUCAUUAAGAACUUGGAUCCUUCAAUAGACCAUAAGGCACUUUAUGAAACUUUUUCUGCCUUUGGAAAUGUGCUUUCUUGCAAGGUUGCUGUGGACACUAAUGAAAAUUCAAAGGGCUACGGGUUCGUGCAGUUUGAUAAGGAGGAAGCUGCACAAACUGCAAUCAAGCGAUUAAACGGCAUGCUGAUAAAUGAUAAGCAGGUCUAUGUUGGUACUUUUGUUCGUCGACAAGAAAGGAAUCAAGCAAAAGGAUCUCCAAGAUUUACGAAUGUUUAUGUGAAAAACCUUUCUGAAAGUACUACUGAGGAGAACCUUAAGAAAAUGUUUGAAAAGUUUGGUCCUAUCACUAGUGCAGUAAUUAUGAAAGAUCCAAAUGGCAGAUCCAGAUGCUUUGGCUUCAUUAAUUUCGAAACUUUUGAUGCUGCAGCUGCUGCAGUUGAGAAUUUGAAUGGAUCCUCAUUAGACGACAAGGUACUGUAUGUUGGAAAAGCUGAAAAGAAAGCUGAAAGGGAGGCAGAGUUGAAAGCCAAAUUUGAACGGGAGAGAAGCAGUAGAUUUGAGAAAUUAAAAGGCGCUAACUUGUACUUGAAAAACCUUGAAGAUAGCAUAAGUGAUGAAAAGCUGAAAGAGUUAUUCUCAGAGUUUGGAACCAUUACGUCAUGCAAGCUCAUGCGUGAUCCAAAUGGAGUGAGCAAGGGCGCAGGUUUCGUGGCCUUUUCCACCCCUGAAGAAGCUACAAAAGCUUUGAAUGAAAUGAAUGGGAAGAUGAUAGGAAGAAAACCGUUAUAUGUUGCAGUAGCUCAACGCAAAGAAGAAAGGAAGGCUUGGCUGCAGGCACAUUUCGCUCAGAUGCGAACACCUGGUACAGUGUCACCUUUGCCAGGAAUUCCGGGAUUUCACACCAGCGCACCAAGACUUGCUCAUCAGCAGCUUUAUUUCGGCCAGGUUGGUCCUGGACUUAUCCCUCAAGCUCCUGCAUAUGGAUUUCAGCAGCAGUUGCCUGGACUACAGUCAGGUGUUCCGUCCAAUUUUGUCAUGCCAUACCAACUUCAGCGACAAGGUCAGUCUGGACAGCGAAUGGGUUCAAGAAGAGGUGGAAAUCCUCAACAGCAGCAACAACAGCGCAACUCAAAUCAAGGCCUGAAUAGAUACAUGGCAAAUCCACGAAACGGUGCCAAUCCAUCAGUGGUUCCUCAAGGUCUAAUGGGGCCAAUGGUGCCACUGCCUCUCGACUCAUCUGCAGUUCCAGGAACUACUGCCUUGGAGAUGCCGCUCUCAGUUCCGUUAUCCAGAUCAACACUCGCUUCAGCUUUGGCUUCUGCUACUCCAGAGAAUCAGCGCAUGAUGCUAGGCGAACAGCUUUAUCCACUUGUGGAACGACUCGAGCCCAAUCAUACAGGAAAGGUAACCGGGAUGCUGCUAGAGAUGGACCAAACAGAGGUGCUUCACCUCAUCGAGUCUCCCGAUGCACUAAAGAAGAAAGUCGUAGAGGCUAUGGAUGUGCUUCGUCUAGCAGCGUCGGGCUCCGCCAUUGGUGAUCAACUCACCUCCUCUUAAGCUUCUAAGGGUGCUUUUUAUUCUAUUUGCUCGGAUUUAUGUCCGAGAAUGAAUUUAUUUUGUAGGCUUUGAGCUAAUGUUAGAGUUAUUCUUCGAAAAUUUGGGUCCCUUUUCAGUUGUGUUCAGUGACUAGACGUUGUAUUUAUGUUCUUUUCAAUUCUUUUGGACUCAAAAGUUAUUUAGAAAAUAAAUGAAG